This is a messenger RNA of Linum tenue, 1280 nucleotides long. Lineage: Eukaryota; Viridiplantae; Streptophyta; Magnoliopsida; Malpighiales; Linaceae. The record is from the annotation of a GenBank genome assembly.
CGAGCUCUAGCAAAAGUUGCAGAAGGGAGCCGUCUUCACAUUCUUUCACCCUUCCUGCCGACGGAGAACGAGCGCCGAGGCUCUGUGCGGGGAGACGCAUCAACCUCUUCUCUGGUAGGGUAGUUGUAUUUUCUCCGAUCCUCUGCCCACCGCUUCUGCUUCAAUCCCCUGCAAAUCCUUUUACCCCUCCGCCGUCAUCGGAACUUCUGGCCAAUUGUUUUUCACUAGCACCCGGAUUCUUCCUCACCGGAAAGUCCCAAUCGCCAUCCCCAAAUAUUUGCAUCGCAAUAAGUUUUACCUAAGAAAAACGCAAAGAAACGCAGAUACACACACGCACACCCACUUUCUCUCCGUCUUCCUCAUUUCUCUUUGUAUUGAUUCCGUUCGCCCCGCCUUAACAAACUUCCUCCAAUUUUAGGUUCCUUGCUGCCGAUUCUCGUCGGAGUUGGCUGCCGUCCUCUGAAGCAGCUCACUCUCGCCCUUCCUCUCUGGUGUCUGUUCAUCGAAAUAGCAUUUCAAGAAGAAAGAGUUUACUUCAGAUUUCCUAGAUGGGUCGUAAGAAGCCAGCCGCCCGUGACGAGGACAACCCUCCCGCAAUAUCUCAGGGAGGUGGAGGGAAAUCGAAGAAGAAAGCUCUAGUGAUAGAUGAUGAUGAAUACUCCAUUGGCACGGAGUUGUCUGAGGAGUCUCAGGUGCAAGAUGAGAAGCCUAUUAUUACGGGCAAGAAGAAAGGUAAAAAGGCAGACAAGAAAAGUUCACAGGCUAAGCUGGAUAGUGAUGAUAAAUCCUUGGAGGAUGAAGACGAUGAUGAGGUCCCUGACAUUGUGUUUGCUGGGAAAAAGAAAUCCAAAGGUAAGAAAACCGGAGGGACGAGCACAUUCUCCACAUCGAGUUUCGGACUACUCGGAGAUGGAGACGAAGAUGGUGGCGAUGAGGAUCAAAAUGAUGAGGAUAACUCCGAGUUAACAGGUGGUAAAGAUAGCGAGGAAGAGGAUGAAUUAGUUGUGAGUUUCACUGGGAAGAAGAAGAAGUCCUCCCAAAAAGGCAGUAAGACCAGUGGUAGCUUGUUUAGUGCUUCAGCCUUUGACGCAAUUGAUGAUGGUGAUGAGGACAGCAAGGUUGUAGACAAAGAUGAUGGUGAUGUUGAAGAUGAGGCUUUGACUGUUGAGUUCACUGGGAAGAAAAAAUCUUCCAAGGGUGGUAAGAAGGCUGGUAUUGUAUUUAGUGAAGCAGCUAGCUUUGAUAUUCUAGAUGAGAAUGUAGAGGACAAGGAUGAUGAU